Messenger RNA from Onychostoma macrolepis, 2047 nucleotides. Its product is annotated as beta-1,4 N-acetylgalactosaminyltransferase 1-like. Lineage: Eukaryota; Metazoa; Chordata; Actinopteri; Cypriniformes; Cyprinidae. The coding region runs from base 93 to 1562 and encodes 489 amino acids. Gene Ontology annotation, cellular component: Golgi membrane. Gene Ontology annotation, molecular function: hexosyltransferase activity. The transcript has 12 exons. Gene Ontology annotation, biological process: UDP-N-acetylglucosamine metabolic process; UDP-N-acetylgalactosamine metabolic process. The record is from RefSeq and is a predicted model, not a curated record.
AAAAUAUCGUGCAAGAUUUAUGGUAAGAAGCGGAAGCUUUUAAUUUGAAUGAAAAGCGAGCAAAACAGAAAAAAUAAUAAACUGAAUAUCAGAUGACAGAGAGAUCUAAUCCCAUAAUGUCCUGCAACCACCACCUCCUGCUUAAAAUUUUCUUGAGUUUGCUUGGUGCUGCACUGGCCAUUUGUUUCAUCCAGCUGGGGGCCCUGGAUUUCAUGAAAACCUUAAUAGAAUCUGGGUACUCUGGCACCUCUCACCAUGCAAUUUUCGUCAAACCAAAACUUGGGCCAAUUCUCAGUACAAAUCGUUCAUCGUGUUUCAGUAAUGGUAUAUUUACAAGACCUAGUAUAUCAGAAAAACUGCUGAAGGACAUUAUGAAACGCAGAGCAGAGGAGUACAGGCAACAUCAACUUAGGAUGGGGGCAAACUUGAACAGACUUAUUAUUGCACCAGCCAACUCUCCUCUCCAAUAUCCAAUCACAGGUUUCACAGUAUCUCCAAUGCAAAAAUCUCUAAUACCAGGUCUUGCUCUUCAGGCACAAAAGGGGGAAGCGUACAAGGUGUCUUUGAGUGUGAAUAAAGGAGUACUCUCCGUGGAGGAUCUUCUGGAUGGAGAUCAGGUGGAGGGACAGGGUCGGAGUAAUCUGACCAUCUCAUCCAGCAACCUCACACAACUCAACGAUCUGCUCUCCAGAGUGACCUACACCAGCACCAUCUACCACAUCAAAACUUCAGACUUGUUUCACUUCACUUUUGAGGACCAUGAGGUCAUGUUUCCCAUCACAAUCAGGAGACAAACAAUUCCUGUUCUGUAUGACCCAGGAAAUGAUGUCAACUCACAGGUGACCAUAGUAACCAAGACAUUUCUGAGGUAUGAGGAGCUGAAUGUCCUCAUCAAGAGUAUCCGGAUGUUUUACCCACGGAUAAAGAUAAUUAUUGCGGAUGACAGCCUGAAGCCUGAACCUAUUACUGAAAAAAACAUUGAGCACUACAUUAUGCCCCCUACACAGGGCUGGUUUGCAGGGAGGAAUCUUGCAAUAUCACAAGUCACCACUAAAUAUUUCCUGUGGGUGGACGAUGACUUUGUAUUUUUGAAUGGAACCCGGAUUGAGAGCUUUGUAGAGAUUAUGGAAGCGGUUCCAGAACUGGACAUUCUUGGUGGUGCAGUAUCAGGCAAUCAGUUUUAUUUCAAAUUGAAGUAUGAAGAGGGAGAUGAAGAGGAAGGCGGCUGCCUAACACGUGUUAAAAAAGAGUUUCAUCAGCCACUUCCAAACUUUGAGGACUGCAUUCUAGUAGAUGGAGUUGUAAAUUAUUUUUUGGGGCGGACGGAUGCAGUGAGAAGGGUUGGCUUUGACCCGUUCCUGAAAAGAGUGGGUCAUUCUGAGUUCUUCAUGGAUGGACUUGGACAACUGUUGGUUGCUUCCUGCAAAGGCCUGUCCAUUGGCCACCAAAAACAUCGGCCUCAUGGCAAAUAUGCUUACUUCAGAACUCAGAAGAAAGCUGAUGGGAAGAGAAAAGUGUAUCAUCAUUUUUUUAAGAACUAUUUGAAGUACCUACAGUUCUGACAGGCUUUUAUCCUCCUCUCCCAUAAGACUGUUUUUGACCACCGAAGGAAUAUUUUGACUAGUAAAUAUCCUUGUUUCAGAUUUAGACAGUUACAAGUGUGAUUCUAAAAAUAAAUAAAUGAGCCUGUCCUAUUUUUUUUUUUUUUAUAUAAACAUGAAACCAGCUGGAACCCUAGACUAAGAAAUUUCUCUCUGUAAAUUAGUUUAUUUGACCAAUAAUGGAUAUCAGUCUACAUGUUAGUUUUUUUUCUGAGAUGAUUGCUGGCUGUAAGUUUAAGUGUCUUUAUGUGUCUGUUUAAGAUGCCAGUGGCUCAGUGACUGCUGAACAUGUUUGGUCACUAUUACACUGGUAAUAUUUUGUAAUCAAUUUGUAAACCUUUAUAGCAUUGAAUACAUUUAUAUGUAUUAUUUAUUAAUAUAUAUUUUUAAAUCUUUUGUCUGACUGGUCUUAAAAUACCUUAUAGCCUGUACUAGGUUUACAUUAA